Molecule: messenger RNA, 2765 nt
Organism: Anguilla rostrata (American eel)
Lineage: Eukaryota; Metazoa; Chordata; Actinopteri; Anguilliformes; Anguillidae
Product: GDP-L-fucose synthase-like
Exons: 12
Coding region: 157-1755 (532 amino acids)
Biological process (GO): nucleotide-sugar biosynthetic process
Molecular function (GO): GDP-L-fucose synthase activity
Source: RefSeq, a predicted model, not a curated record
CAGUACCCAAGCGCCUUUGCGGUUCUUAGCUCUCGAAACGUGCCUCGAGUUGUUUGAGUAAGGCGUCGUUAGUGUUGCACAUCCGGAAGGACAGUAUCGUUUAUAAAGAGAAAGAUCCUGGGCUUUGUGCUUUUUUUGUAUGCGUGAAGGGUGCAGAUGGAAUCGGGGGCGGGGCCGAUGCGGGUGCUGGUGACAGGCGGGACCGGCCUGGUGGGCCGGGCGAUCGAGCGCGUGGUGAGCGAGGAGGGCGGGGCUCGGGACGGCGAGCGGUGGACGUUCCUCUCCUCGCGGGACGCCGACCUGACCGAUGCGGCGGAGACGCGGGCCGUGUUCGAGAAGCACCGCCCCACCCACGUGAUCCACCUGGCGGCCAUGGUGGGGGGGCUGUUCCGGAACAUGCGCCAGAACCUGGACUUCUGGAGGAACAACGUUCACAUCAAUGACAACGUGCUGCAGACGGCUCACGAGAUGGGCGUGGUCAAGGUGGUGUCCUGCCUGUCCACCUGCAUCUUCCCCGACAAGACCACCUACCCGAUCGAUGAGAGCAUGAUCCACAAUGGCCCCCCUCACCAAUCUAACUUCGGGUACUCCUACGCCAAGAGGAUGAUUGACGUGCAGAACAGGGGGUAUUUUCAGCAGUAUGGCCGUCGGUUCACGGCUGUAAUUCCCACCAAUGUGUUUGGUCCCCAUGACAACUUCAACAUCGCUGACGGGCACGUGCUUCCUGGACUCAUACACAAGGCCUACACCGCACAAAAGCAGGGGUCCCCUCUGCAGGUCUGGGGGUCUGGCACCCCAAGAAGGCAGUUCAUCUACUCUCUGGACCUGGCUCGUCUGUUCCUCUGGGUGCUCAGAGAAUACGAUGAGAUCGACCCUAUAAUACUGUCAGUGGGGGAAGAGGAUGAGGUCUCUAUAAAGGAAGCUGCGGAGUGUGUCGUCGACGCUCUCGGUUUCAAAGGCCAGAUUGUUGUAUCCUUUCAAAAGUGGAACACACACACACUCACACACACACACACCCACACACACACACACACACAAAACACACACACACACACACACACCACACACCACACACACACACACACACACACACACACACACACACACACACACACACACACACACACACACACCACACACACACACACCACACGCACACCACACACACACACACACCACACCACACACACACACACACCACACACACACACACACACACACACACACACACACACACACACACACACACACACACACACACACACACACACACACACACACACACACACACACACGACCACACACACACACACCACACACUCACACCCCUGCAGCUCCUCCCAACUCGGGCAGCUGCACAGCACGCACAACGGCACAGCAGUCAGAGCUCCCGAGUUCCCCUUCACGCCUUCUCCCAAGGUCAGAGCUCCCCGAGUUCCCCUUCACGCCCUUUCCCAGGUCAGAGCUCCCGAGUUCCCUUCACGCCCUUCUCCCAUGGUCAGAGCUCCCGAGUUCCCCUUCACGCCCUUCUCCCAAGGUCAGAGCUCCCGAGUUCCCCUUCACGCCCUUCUCCCAAGGUCAGAGCUCCCCGAGUUCCCCUUCACGCCCUUCUCCCAAGGUCAGAGCUCCCGAGUUCCCCUUCACGCCCUUCUCCCAAGGUCAGAGCUCCCCGAGUUCCCCUUCACGCCCUUCUCCCAAGCUGUCAAGGAGACCUGCGAUUGGUUUGUCGCCAACUAUGACACGGCCCGCAAGUGAAGGUCCUGUCGCCCGAUUGGACGGCGUCGGUGGGUUAGGAGGACGGAGGCGGGACUCUCCAGUACCACAGAAGAAGAGCGAAGGACAGAAUGUGACAAACGGAAUGGAGGUUCGGGAAACGCGGAAUGAAGCACCUGCGAGCGGAAACCAUCGUGCUAGACCAGGGAUGUCCAGCUCAAGCUUUGGUGGCUCAUUCCAACCGCUUGUUUUACCUCCUUGCGUCCUUUCCUUGCUUCCUUACCUCCACCCAAACGGAGGACGCAAGGAAAGGACGCGAGGACGGAUGAAUUGAAGAAACGUGCACUAGGCAAACGGUCAGUCGAGCGUCGGUUUGGAGCCACGUCAGUUACAGAUGGAGAGAGGUGUAUCCGCAGGUUCAAACAAUUAUACGUCUCUCGGUCCGAAAUAAAUACUUCCACAAAGGAGGUUUCCUUCCUCAAGCAUCUUUGGGAGCCUCUCCCUCCCUCAAGGAGCAUUUAACGGGUUAUAAGGUCCUUAUAGAUGGACCUCAAUCGAUUGCCAGGUCAAUCAAGGACCAAGGAGAUGAGGUCGGAUAAAAUAAGCGAUUAGAAUGAGCCCCUAGAGGGACUCAGAUACCCACAGGUGUCCAUCAACAGCUCAUAUAGGCUUUGGAAACAAGCUUUGUGGACUUUAUUAAACUUGAAUGAAGCACUUUAGUGCUGAAAUACGCUGGUCCUCCAGCACUGGAGUCUGACCCCCGUGGUCGGUGGUUUGAAAAGACCUGCGAAGCUCUCGGUAAUUAAGCGGCCAUUUUGGCUCCUCUGUCAUCCUGGCGUUCCAUGUUGGCUCCAAUCCAUCCCCACCUUUGACACUAAACUGACAAUCUUCACACUGUGCACAUUCAGAAUGUGCUACUGCUUCAGGGAUAAUGGGUGUGCUAAAUGCAUUUUUUUAUUUUUUAUUUGUGCUUUCAGUCAAAAUCGGUGUAAUGUUCCUAGGGGUGUUGAUUAAUAGUAUUGAAGAGUAGAAGUAAAGAUUCUAGUAAUGUG